Messenger RNA from Coccidioides immitis RS, 747 nucleotides. RefSeq lists its product as uncharacterized. Bases 1 to 747 code for a protein of 248 amino acids. The record is from RefSeq and is a predicted model, not a curated record. Lineage: Eukaryota; Fungi; Ascomycota; Eurotiomycetes; Onygenales; Onygenaceae. The transcript has a single exon.
AUGGCGACAUGGGUGAAAUGUUGUUUCGAGCGAGGUCGUUUGGGACAACGGCAUCGGAAAGGGACCAGGCAGCUAGACGAGCGUUAUGGUGAUAUGGACAUCAGUGGCCCUAUGGAUGGAGGAUGGAACCAGCUUCCCUCGUUCCCAUCUGAGAAACGCUCGACCUCCGUGCCGGUAUCACGAAGCGGCACAAGACGUCAGAGACAAGGUGUUGGACACGUUCAAUUCAGAGCACACACGGGGGCCCAACCCUUCGUAUGCAUCAGCGAGUCGGUCUAUGACACUCCAGCAAGGCCAUCCCACGAGAAGCCGCCAGAUUUUGUCUACAAACCUGCCAGUGAGGCAUUCUUUAAAGAUAUGGCAAAAAUCGGCAGACCGAAAUAUUCAGCACCCCCCUCCACAAUCACAGAGAAACAUCGGCGGCAAACCUCAAUGCGAAGUGCAAGUUCUCUCGACCCGAGUUCGGCUGGAGAGAUACCUUGCCAUCCCUCUUACCAGAGGAACAUACGCACAUCAUCGCCACACGGCAGCUCUUGCUCUGGCUAUCACAGGAGCCCCCCGCUGCCUGCACAAUGCAGUCGAGCGAACAGCCCCGCGCUGUCGACGCGAUCAAACGAGAUUACGGACGAGGACGUAGAAAAGCGAGUCCUAACUACAAUACCAUUGAGCACCAAAAAGAAGCAGAAGAAGUCACGGCGAGCCGUUACAGAAGAAUUGGUGCCAUCUACGAUGGAACUUUUCGGAUGA